Molecule: messenger RNA, 531 nt
Organism: Equus caballus (horse)
Lineage: Eukaryota; Metazoa; Chordata; Mammalia; Perissodactyla; Equidae
Source: RefSeq, a predicted model, not a curated record
CCUUGCUAACCAAUCAAAGCUGAAGGAUGUGGCUCCUCAUUGUCCUAGCAGGGUAUAUAUAGGGAGGUCAGUAGCCCUUGAGAAGACUACAGUUUACAAGAUGACUGAGAUUCCUAAGAACCCAGAGGAGCCUAGCUCAGAUACAGAAACAGGAUGCACGGCACAAAAGCCUCUGACCACCAAAUGGAGAAAGAAUGGGCUCCCCUGGGAACCCACUGGCAAAGAAGCUGAAAGGAUGCAGAACAUCCUGGCGAAGGUAAAAUUAGCCCUUCAGCAGAAUGCAGACAAGCGCCAAACAGGGAAGAGAUCAAACAUAAUAGUCUUUUAUCACAGGGGGACUAAAAAAAAGAGUGAAAAUCAACCAAAGAACGAUGAAGAAAGCAUGUAGGAGUCUCCCACUUCAAGUACUUCCCUGUGCCUACCAGGAACCUGAGACCUUUGUGGAGAUCAAAACUAACACCAAUGGUGACCUGUGUGGAGACAAAAUGAAGUUCUCAUGUUUUCAUGAUUAAAAUAAAAUUUUAAAAAGGA